Archocentrus centrarchus (flier cichlid) is the source of this 967-nucleotide messenger RNA. It is a transcript of the gene mrps7, whose product is annotated as mitochondrial ribosomal protein S7. NCBI's taxonomy places the organism in Eukaryota, Metazoa, Chordata, Actinopteri, Cichliformes, Cichlidae. Gene Ontology annotation, biological process: translation. The record is from RefSeq and is a predicted model, not a curated record. Bases 21 to 710 code for a protein of 229 amino acids. The transcript has 5 exons.
CUGAUGCUCACAUUUUCAAGAUGGCUACCUCCAUCUCGGGAUUAUUAAAACCCUGGACACCGAGAGUGUUAUUGGUGAGAUGGAGCAGAUACAACCCUUAUUACCUGGAGCCCGAGGUCAGGAAGGAGGCCUACGGCCAACCGGAGACGGAGCUGAGUGCUGAGGAAAAGGAGCAGCGCGAGCUCAAAACCCUCAGACCCAUCAAGGCAGCAACCAGCGGGGUCACUAGCUCUGUUUUCGAUGACCCAGUUGUCAGUAAAUUCAUCAACUUGAUGAUGAAACAUGGAAACAAGGUCUUGGCUAGAGAGGUCAUGACACAGACACUGGAGAACAUAAAGAAGAAGCAGGUGGAGAAGUUCCACAAAGCUCCUGAGGGGGAGAGAGAUGCAAUCGAGUGUAAUCCCUACACCAUCUUUCACCAGGCUCUGGAGAACUGUAAGCCUGUUGUUGGGCUGGCCAGCAUACAGAAAGGUGGAAAGUACUACCAGGUUCCCAUUCCCCGUACGGACAACAGGCGGCGGUUCCUUGCCAUGAAGUGGAUGAUCACGGAGUGCAGGGAUAACAAACACAGACGCACGCACAUGUAUGAAAAACUCUCCCAGGAGCUGCUGGCGGCCUUUGUCAAAGAGGGCAACGUGAUCAAGAAGAGGUACGAGCUGCACAAGAUGGCCGAAGCCAACAGAGCGUACGCUCACUACCGCUGGUGGUAGAAAGGAGCGAAACGGCGUCGACUGAAACCUGCAGAUUGACGGACUGAACAGAAGUCAAAUCGCAGCUGCUCAAAGCGUUAAGACAUGAAAAUGAGUUGGACUGUAAGAAGUGCUGGCGGAGAGAUGAAACGCGUAUAAAGAACUGAACAUGGCUCACUGUCACUUUUCUAUUAAGGAAGCUGUACUGUGUACAACAAAGUGUGAUGCAUCUGCAACAAUAAACACAAAGUAAAUAAGAAAAGGGUUUAUUAGAACAA